AUGAGGAAACUGAUCCUUAUGGAGGCCCGAGAGCCUGGUCCCCAGCCCCCAGAGUUGCCCAAGACGCGGGGUAACUCCUCCUCGGGGACCCUCCCCCUCUAGGGAGCGUCAUUCUCCCCACCCCUGGGUCCUGACCCCGGCGGCUUCUCGGCCGCGUCGCGGCCACCUGCUGCGGAGCCAGGAGGGGGUGCCGUCCGCCGGCGCGUUGGUCCGUGCGCCCAGCGACCCAUGGAGCUGCCGGCCAAACAUGCCAGCUGCGGGAACGGUUCCCUGAUCAAUGCAUACUGCUCCUCCCAACAAGUACUGUGCCAGAUUGUGGGUGACCUUAACCCCGAGGUGCCCAACAAUAUCACCUUUCACAGCUGGCAGGAGAGAGUCAGGCAGAACUAUGGCUUCUACAUCGGUCUGGGCCUGGCCUUGCUGUCCUGCUUCCUGAUUGGCAGUAGUGUCAUCCUCAAGAAGAAAGGCCUCUUGCGGCUGGUGGCCACAGGGGCCACUCGAGCAGUGGACGGAGGUUAUGGCUACCUGAAGGAUGGAAUGUGGUGGGCUGGAUUUCUCACCAUGGCUGCUGGAGAAGUUGCCAACUUCGGGGCUUACGCAUUUGCUCCUGCAACAGUUGUCACACCUCUGGGAGCACUGAGUGUCCUCAUAAGUGCCAUCCUCUCCUCAUAUUUCCUGGGAGAGACUCUGAAUCUACUGGGAAAGCUUGGCUGUGUGAUCUGUGUGACUGGCAGCACAGUGAUGGUGAUACAUGCCCCCGAGGAAGAGAAGGUUACCACGGUCACUGAGAUGGCUUCCAAGAUGAAGGACACAGGGUUCAUCGUGUUUGCUGUGCUUAUGCUGGUGUUCUGCCUCAUCCUCAUCUUUGUCAUUGCCCCACGUUAUGGGCAGAGGAAUAUCCUGGUUUACAUCAUCAUCUGCUCUGUGAUUGGGGCCUUCUCUGUGUCUGCCGUCAAGGGUCUGGGCAUCACCAUUAAGAACUUCUUCCAGGGGUUGCCGGUCGUGCGACAUCCCCUCCCCUACAUCCUAUCCCUCAUCCUGGCACUUUCGCUCAGCACUCAGGUCAACUUCCUCAACAGGGCACUGGACAUUUUCAAUACCUCCCUGGUGUUCCCCAUCUAUUAUGUGUUCUUCACCACAGUGGUGGUUACCUCUUCCAUCAUCCUCUUCAAGGAAUGGCACAGCAUGUCUGCCGUGGACAUUGUGGGCACCCUCUCUGGCUUUGUCACCAUCAUCCUGGGUGUGUUCAUGCUUCAUGCUUUCAAGGAUCUGGAUAUCAGCUCGGCCAGCUUGCCCCACAUGCAUAAAAACCCGGCCCCAACACCAGCUGCCACCCCAGAGCCCACCGUCAUUAGACUGGAAGAUAAGAAUGUUCUUGUGAACAAUAUGGAACUCUCUAGCACCCCAUCUCCAGAAGAGAAGCCCAAAGUAUUUAUAAUCCAUUCUUAA
Messenger RNA from Orycteropus afer afer, 1449 nucleotides. It is a transcript of the gene NIPAL4, whose product is annotated as NIPA like domain containing 4. Gene Ontology annotation, molecular function: magnesium ion transmembrane transporter activity. Gene Ontology annotation, cellular component: membrane. The record is from RefSeq and is a predicted model, not a curated record. NCBI's taxonomy places the organism in Eukaryota, Metazoa, Chordata, Mammalia, Tubulidentata, Orycteropodidae. Gene Ontology annotation, biological process: magnesium ion transport.